This is a messenger RNA of Myotis myotis, 1329 nucleotides long. It is a transcript of the gene PIGX, whose product is annotated as phosphatidylinositol glycan anchor biosynthesis class X. The transcript has 8 exons. The record is from RefSeq and is a predicted model, not a curated record. Gene Ontology annotation, biological process: GPI anchor biosynthetic process. NCBI's taxonomy places the organism in Eukaryota, Metazoa, Chordata, Mammalia, Chiroptera, Vespertilionidae. Gene Ontology annotation, cellular component: endoplasmic reticulum membrane. Bases 1 to 1284 code for a protein of 427 amino acids.
AUGGAUGCCCUCUCGGUCUCCUUACGCAUUCAACCCACCUCUGCACACAGCAGCCCUGACCUGGACGUGGAGGCCGGGCGGAGCUGGCGCUGCAGAAAGGCCACGGUCACAGUCCCGCAGGGUGACCACGGGGUGAACUCUCCGCAAGGCGGCCCGAAUCCAAAUACCUGGGCUUGGAGGUGGAGGCUGACAACCCGGCGCGCCUGCACGCUGCUGCGGGCGCCCGAGGCCGUUCCCACGGAAACAGCCCCGAGCACUCACGGCGCCUGCGCCUCUUCUCGCCCCGCCCCGGACCGGGACGGCAAGGGGCGGGCAGCGAGGAGGAGAACCCAGAGCCGGGACGGCCGCCUCGGGAGACGCCGGAACUUUCGAGGGCCGGGGCUGUGGGCCGUGGGGGGACGGCGGGACCGAACGCGCGAGCGCACCGAGGCUUCCGCAGGCUCCUCCCUCCGCGUUUCCUGCAGGCGCGCUCCUCGCCGGCGCACGCUCUCCGGCGUCCUGGCUGCCCCGGCCGUGGUCGCGGUGGUCCGAGCGGUGGCCUGGCUGCUGCUGCUCUGGGAGGCAGCUGAGCUCGCCUGCAAGUCCUCCGCGGCCCUCGCUGCCGCCCACACCGAUGCGGGCAUAAAGGCCAGUUGUUCUGAAAUUAUUUUGCGGCAAGAAGUUUUGAAACAUGGUUUCCACAGAGACCUUUUAAUGAAAGUGAAAUUUGGAGAAAGCAUUGAGGACUUACAGACCUGCCGACUCUUAAUUAAACAGUACAUCCCAGCAGGACUUUUUGUGGAUCCAUAUGAGUUGGCUUCAUUACAAGAGAGAAACGUAACAGAGGCAGUCAUGGUUUCAGAAAAUUUUAAUAUAGAAGCUCCCAACUAUUUGUCCAAGGAAUCUGAAGUUCUCAUUUAUGCCAGACAAGAUUCACAGUGCAUUGAUUGUUUCCAAGCUUUUUUGCCUGUGCACUACCGCUAUCAUCGGCCACAUAGUAAAGAUGGAGAAACCUUUAUUGUGGUCAAUAACCCAGAUUUACUGAUGUAUUGUGACCAAGAGUUUCCAAUUUUGAAGUGCUGGGCUCAGUCAAAAGUGGCAGCUCCUUGUACUUUGAAGAGUAAGGAUAUUUGCCAAUGGAACAAUAUGAAAUAUAAAUCAGUGUACAAGAAUGUGACUCUACAGGUUCCAGUGGGACUGACUAUACAUACCACUUUAGUAUGUUCUGUAACUCUACUUAUUACCAUCCUGUGUUCUACUUUGAUUCUUGUGGCUGUUUUCAAAUAUGGCCAUUUCCCCCUAUAAGUUUUCUGCAAUUAAAUGCUUUCCAUAAACCUAAAUAAGACCUAA